This is a messenger RNA of Penicillium robsamsonii, 297 nucleotides long. RefSeq lists its product as uncharacterized. The coding region runs from base 1 to 297 and encodes 98 amino acids. NCBI's taxonomy places the organism in Eukaryota, Fungi, Ascomycota, Eurotiomycetes, Eurotiales, Aspergillaceae. The transcript has 2 exons. The record is from RefSeq and is a predicted model, not a curated record.
AUGCAAGUCGCAGAAAUUCUCUCGGAUAUUAAUUCCCUCCGCGUCUGCGGUCAUAACGAGGCCCUGGCACUAGUGAAUGUGCACAAAAAUAUCACAGGCUCGGAUUCAACAGAGUCUGGUAGCGUAUUGGCAGAUAAGAGCCCAGCAGACGACAAGGUCGAUCUUCGUCGUGCAAAGGAGCUGGUUGAGCUACACUAUGAGGUGAAGGCGAGACAUGCCAACGGAACCGUUGAUGAGGAGCUGAGUCAAGCUCGGCAAGAUGUCCAGCGAGUUCUGAGAGAGCUGUCGACUGUCUAG